GAACGGAGUGUUAUAAAAGAGUAGUGUUAUAAAAGUGCGAUCAUCAUAACCGUGUCUUUGUAGAAAUUAUUAGACGAAAUAAAGCAGAAGGUAAGUGUGGUGUUAGCUGAGGUUCAUUGAGUAAUUUUUAAAAUUAAUUUAUUUUAACCCUAAGGAGCUAUAAUGAGCCGGAAAACUAAAAUUACAAGCAUAAACGAAAAUCCAAGUUACCCGAGUGACACCGAUGACUCUGACAUCAUUCCUGUUAGGAAGAGCAAGAAGCGUAUAUUCAGUAGCUCGGAGAGUGAUAACGAUUUUUCGACACACGAUAAUUCAUCUGCAGAGGACUUGCUCAGAAAACCCGAAGAAAAUAUCGAUAAUUUUGAAGCUGAAUGCAAUUUUCCUAAUUGGAGCAAACCGAUUCAUUAUUUUGACCUCUUUUUUGAUUCAGAACUAUUGUCACUAAUGGUUACCGAGACUAAUAAUUACGCGGAAUAUUCGAGGAGUUUUCUUGAACCAUCAGAUUUGUCUAAACUACCGAAAUGGACACCAGUUACUGAACUGGAGUUGAAAGCAUUCAUAGCAAUGAUUCUAGAAAUGGGCAUUACAAGAAGACCCAGUAUAACUUCAUAUUGGAGCAAAAAUUCACGGCAGAUACCAUGGUUCAAGAAAAUGUUUUCAAGAAAUAGGUUUCAAGAAAUUUUAAAGUAUUUUCAUUUGGUAGAUAGUUCUUUGUGUUUUCCACCUAGUCAUCCUAAUUACGAUCCCUGUGUGAGAUUUGAACCCCUUGUUAAACACGCUAACAGAGUUUUUAAACUAAUUUCAACUAAAUGUGAAGAAAAAAAUGUGACGAUAACAAAGAAAAAACACGGUAGAGAAUGGCAUUCAACAAAACCUGCUAUCAUUCACUCGUAUAAUACCUUCAUGGGAGGUGUAGACGAAUCUGAUAAAAUGUUAUACACAUAUCUUGAUGAACGUAGAACCGUAAAAUAUUGGAAAAAGGUUGCUUUCAAUAUCAUGAAUCGCAUGGUUUUGAAUGCUUAUAUUAUUUAUAAAAAAAAUGCGAAUAAUAGAGCAAUGACCCGGUUAGAUUUUAUUUCGCGAAUUAUUUUUUAUAUUGGGCGUGAAUGGAUGAAAGAGAAGAGGGUACGAGUUUUUCAACGUGAUUUUUUAGACGAAAAUAGGCUACGUUUAGUAAAGUUGCCACAACGCAACUUACGGAAUUGCGUAGUGUGUAGCACUAAAAAUAAGAGAAAAAGAUCGCAUCUGAUUUGUGUACAAUGUGAAAAGGGAGUUCAUCCAACCUGUUAUCAUAAACAUCAAUGUUUUACAUAG
This is a messenger RNA of Colletes gigas, 1314 nucleotides long. RefSeq lists its product as uncharacterized. The transcript has 2 exons. The record is from RefSeq and is a predicted model, not a curated record. Lineage: Eukaryota; Metazoa; Arthropoda; Insecta; Hymenoptera; Colletidae. Bases 163 to 1314 code for a protein of 383 amino acids.